AUGCUCCCAGCCAUAGAGUUUUAUGAUUCUGAUCCCUUCUAUCAGAUUAGUUAUCAUCUUUACACGGCCAUCUCCUUGCUGGGCAGCUCUCAAUCGAACUUUACCACUCAUAGCCCCAAAUAUCAAAGAAAGUGGGAAAUGCAAAAUUACGACUAUAAGCCCAAUGACACCAGCUGGGCCAACAUAAAAGCCGAGAAUAAGAAAAGCGCCGACUAA
Molecule: messenger RNA, 216 nt
Organism: Blepharisma stoltei
Lineage: Eukaryota; Ciliophora; Heterotrichea; Heterotrichida; Blepharismidae
Source: the annotation of a GenBank genome assembly